AUGCUCGGCGAAGACGAUGUUUCGACGCGCGAAAUCAUGUACGACAUUCUCGACGCCCAGCAGCACGACCCGACGGACCCAACUUUCCAGAAGCGACUCUACGACCGCCAGCGCAAGCGCGAGUACCGCAAGCAAGUGCCCCACGAGAUGCGAUACCUCAAGCAGCGCAUCGAAGAGCUCGAAGCGCAUCUGGCGGCCCUCCAAGCCCAGCGCGAGAACCACACGACGUCCGAGGACAAGUCCACGCUCUCGAUCUCGUGGCAGGUCGUUGCCACCGUCUUUGAAGAGGAAGCCCAGCACGCGCUCGUCGAGAACCAAGCGCUUCGCGAGCGCCUCCACGAGAUGAACCAAUGGGUCUACGAGUACGUCCGGCAGACGCCGCCAUAA
This is a messenger RNA of Saprolegnia diclina VS20, 387 nucleotides long. RefSeq lists its product as hypothetical. The coding region runs from base 1 to 387 and encodes 128 amino acids. The record is from RefSeq and is a predicted model, not a curated record. The transcript has a single exon. Lineage: Eukaryota; Oomycota; Saprolegniomycetes; Saprolegniales; Saprolegniaceae.